AUGACAUUGACAUAUCGCAAUCCAUCUCUCCAGGUUACCAAGGACCACAGAAUAGAACUCAUUGAGUCUCCCGUUAAUCCUCCAUCAGAGAAUCAAGUAUUAAUUCAUGUUAAAGCUACUGGAAUAUGUGGAUCGGAUAUACAUUUUUGGAAAUCAGGAGCUAUCGGUGACUUGAAGGUAUUGGAUAACUGCGUGCUAGGACACGAAGCUGCUGGAGAAGUUGUGGAAAUUGGAGAGUGUGUUACGAAUGUCUCUGUAGGAGAUAGGGUUGCCAUUGAACCAGGUGUACCUUGUGGAAAUUGUUUUUUGUGUAGUCAAGGGGAUUAUAAUCUUUGUGAAGAUGUUCAAUUUAUUGGAGUUUUCCCUUACCAUGGAUCAAUGCAAAGAUAUAUUACUCAUGAUUCAAGGUACGUCUAUCGCUUACCUGAUAAUAUGUCAUAUUCUCAAGGUGCCUUAGUUGAACCAAUAUCUGUCGCAUACCAUGGAAUAGAGCGUGCCAAUUUGAAAUUAGGUGAAGGGGUAUUAGUUGCUGGAGCUGGUCCAAUUGGCUUAGUAGCUUUACUUUUAGCUAAAGCUUCGGGUUCCACACCACUAUGUAUAACAGAUUUAAGUCAAGAGAGAUUAGAAUUCGCUAAAGGCUUGGUUCCGGAA
Molecule: messenger RNA, 651 nt
Organism: Debaryomyces fabryi
Lineage: Eukaryota; Fungi; Ascomycota; Pichiomycetes; Serinales; Debaryomycetaceae
Exons: 1
Biological process (GO): D-sorbitol catabolic process
Molecular function (GO): L-iditol 2-dehydrogenase (NAD+) activity; zinc ion binding
Source: RefSeq, a predicted model, not a curated record